This is a messenger RNA of Mya arenaria, 1446 nucleotides long. RefSeq lists its product as uncharacterized. The record is from RefSeq and is a predicted model, not a curated record. NCBI's taxonomy places the organism in Eukaryota, Metazoa, Mollusca, Bivalvia, Myida, Myidae. Bases 207 to 872 code for a protein of 221 amino acids. The transcript has 2 exons.
CCCAAAAUAUUUUAUUGCAAAAUUCGUGAGAAUAUUUUUUUUUUCAAUUUUGCAGUCACGAUUUGUUUUCGCUGUUUUUUCGCCGUUAGUUUAGUUUAUUUUCUUUCCGCUCAAUCGUUGGGUUCUUUAAAUCAAUCAAGACAAAAGAAGCGCUUGUUGUACGUUUUGUGAACGAUUUGCAAGCGUCUAGAAAACAGUUCAUCAUCAUGGCGUCCAUAUUAACAUUUUGUUACAGUGUUUUUAUUAAUAUUGAUGGUAAAUUAAAUCAAAUUGCGAAAAAUAAAAUAAGUUCUUUCGAGUCCACUAACACAUGGGAAGAUGUAUUAUCAGACUUCAUGAAUAAGGCAAACGUAACAUUACAAAAAACGGAUUCCGUUACAAUUUCCGUUUGCAAAAACAGCACCGAUGUCGAAAGUUUCCAUCCAGACAUUUCUGAAAGUAUUUCGGUGCUCAAUACCUUUGACUGUUCGUUGAAGUAUGUUACUUACAAUAUAAAAAGAGAAAGUGAUAUCGAUGAUCAGAACAACAAUGUUGACGGUGACGAAGCUUCCCACUCGAAUGCAUUCACCAUGAUGAUGCAGGGGGAAAACAGCAAAAAACCAAAAACGAAGACAGAUGGUAACAGAGUCACAGGCGAUUCUCUGGAGGGUGUAGUAAGCGUGCGACUGCAGAUGGACUGUUCUACUCCUAUCAAGUUUCCUUACUAUGCAGGCAACAACCCGGUGGCGGUGCGAAAAGACAUAUGUUGUCAUUGCGGGGAAGGAGGCACUGAGAGAGAUGCUGCAUUGUUACAAAAAUACAAGACUGUUCUGCCAGUUUGUAGAGCUUGCAAACUGAUAAAAGACAUUCCAAAAAGAAAUCCUAUCAAGUAGACAGUGGAUUGUGACUUGACUCCUAACAUAUAAUGUACUAAUAAGACAGUUCUUUGUUUAAGAGUUCAAUGUGAACAUUCUUAAGACAGUUCUUUGUUUAAGAGUUCAAUGUGAACAUUCUUAAACCCAAGUUCGAUAUAAAUAGCAUUAUAAUUAUGCAACUGUUUGUUUUCUAGUCAGACAUUUUUAGUCUUCUAGUCGGACAUUUUUGUGUGUUCUACACAUGUAACUAAAGAAAUUGUAUCUGUUAAAGGAUUGUCCCAAGAAUUUCACAAGUAUUUUAAUAAUUGUGCACAAUUCUUGGCCAUACUGUUCUUGUUUUUUUAAGAGUUGUGAACAUUCCAAAACCAAGUUCGAUGUAAAUAGCAUGAUAAUUAUGCCACUGUAUGUUUUCUAGUCAGACAUUUCUAGUCUUCUAGUCAGACAUUUUUGUGUGUUCUACACAUGUAACUAAAGAAAUUGUAUCUGUUAAAGGAUUGUCCCAAGAAUGUCACAAGUAUUUUUAUAACUGUGCACAAUUCUUGUCCAUACAUGUGUAUCAGUUUUCUGCUAUAAAUAAAUGGUAAAGUUGUUA